Molecule: messenger RNA, 1352 nt
Organism: Loxodonta africana (African savanna elephant)
Lineage: Eukaryota; Metazoa; Chordata; Mammalia; Proboscidea; Elephantidae
Gene: TMEM225B
Product: transmembrane protein 225B
Exons: 4
Coding region: 40-705 (221 amino acids)
Biological process (GO): negative regulation of phosphatase activity
Source: RefSeq, a predicted model, not a curated record
UUCUAAAGCCACCUCUUGCUAUCUUCCCUUACACAGGUAAUGCUGACUUUAGGUGGCAGGAGCAUGAAAGGAUUCAUCUGGGCUGUAGCCCCUGCCCUGACCUCCCUGGGCUACCUGCUCAUACUGCUGGUCUCCAUCUUUCCCUUCUGGGUGCGGCUUAUAAACGAGGAGGCCCAUGAAGAGUAUUUCAGCGGUCUGUUUGAGAACUGCUUCCAUAUCAAAUGCUGGAAGCCUCGACCCUUAUCCAUUUACAUCCUGCUUGGCCGGCUCUUCCUGCUUUCUGCAGUCGUCUUGUCUUUCCUCACAACCUUCAUCAUGGUGUCCUUUGCAUCUCAGCUCUUUCCAAAGAUCCGGAAGCACAAUUUUGUGUCAGCCUCCAUCAGCUUCCUCACAGGGGCCUGUGCUUUCCUGGCCUUGUUGCUGCAUGCCCUGGAAAUCCGAGAGCUGCGGAUGAAGCCCAGCCCCCCACGGUUCUCUGUGCAGUGGCCUUACUAUGUCCUGGGCCUUGGCAUCUUUCUGUUCAUAGUGGCUGGUAUAAUUUGCCUCUUUGAAGAAGCAACCUGCCUUAGCCGCCAUUUGUUGCCCAUUUCCCAGAAUACUGAGGAGACCCAAGGAAUCCCACGCAUGGAGAAACUGGAAAGUUUUGGAGGAGAACUGAGCUCAGUACAAAAGGAGACACUGCUGAAGGAAGAAACAGUUAUCUAGCCCAAGAUAUACUGCCUGUUUACCCUUCUCCAAGUUCUGUGAGCACACAUGUGUAUAUUCAUCUAGCUCCUCAUUCUUCUCUAGUCUCUGCUACCUUUAAUGAGCUUCUACAGUGCCAAGUCAACCCUCCACUCCCUCAUACUUACAGUGCUUCUGUCUUGCUCAUAUUUGAAAUGUGUUAAAAUUUCUUUGAACUCUUCUGAGCUUUCUCGGUGAAUUUUUUUGCAGUUGUUUUCAAUAAAAGAAGGGCUUCUCUGUUACAUCCAUACCUCAAAAAGCCAGCCUGAGGAGAGGGAGGAAUAUUCUGAGAUGAUCAGGUGAAGUGGGCCUUUUUAAAACAAAAACUGAACAGGAUAUAACCACCACAGAAGGUUUUUGAAUUAGUGAAAUUAAAAAAAAAAAAAGUAGUAUCUCCAGACAAAAUUGUGAUUCAGUGCAGAAAUCUUUUGGUAAGUAUGUAUUGCAGGGAAGUACUGGUAGUGGUUAAAGGUGAAAAACUCCCAAAAUUGAGGUCCUAGGUCUGGAAGGCUGAGCCCGGUGAGUCUAUGCCUCUGAGGAAAGCAUAGGCAAGUUAGCCAAUCAGCAUAUGGCAUUUCUUUUUUACAUCAGGGAAAGGGGCCUCUUAGAGUGUACCUCUAAAAUGCUCC